AUGAAGUUCACCACCUGUCUCACCGUCCUCCUGGCUGCGGUCACCCAAGCACAAGCGGCGUCCGUCUUUGCCCACUUCAUGCUCAUCAACACCAAGAAUUUCACUCUCAGCGAAUUUGAAGAUGACUUUAAGAUCGCCAAGGACGCUCACAUCGAUGCCUUCGCCCUCAACAUGGGCCUGACGGACCCCAACACCAACCAGUCCCUUGAGACUGCCUUCGUCGCCGCCAAGAACGUCGGAUUCCAACUCUUCUUCUCCUUCGACUACAACGGCGGCUACCACGGGGGCAAGCCCUGGCCUAAGGAGACUAUUCUAGACAUGGCAGAGAAGUACUUCAAGCUCGACGAGUACUUCAAGUAUGCCGACAAGCCCCUCGCCUCGACCUUUGAAGGCACAGAGAAUGCCGAGGAUUGGAUCGAUAUCAAGAACCAGACCGGAGCAUUCUUCAUUCCCGAUUGGUCCUCCGUGUCUCCCGAGGACGCACUGGCACUAGGAGGCGGUGUUGCUGAUGGACUUUUCAGCUGGAACGCGUGGCCUGUCGGCGACAAGGACAUGACUGACAAGAGUGAUGCUGCGUAUGCCUGGGCCCUGAAAGGCAAGCCUUACAUGAUGCCCGUCUCCCCCUGGUUCUACACCAACCUCCCUGGCUACAACAAGAACUGGGUGUGGCGAGGCGAUGAUCUCUGGUACGACCGCUGGAACCAGGUGAUGGACGUGAUGCCUGCCUUUGUUCAAAUCAUCUCCUGGAACGACUAUGGUGAAUCACACCACAUUGGCCCCGUCCGCACCAAUGCCAUGGAAGCGUUCGAAGUCGGCGAAGCCCCCUUCAACUACGCCCUCGACCACCCCCACGACGGCUGGCGGCACUUCCUCCCCUACCUCAUCGACAGCUACAAAGCCGCUGUGCCCCCUGCGAUCAAAGACGAAGCCCUCAUGACUUGGUACCGCGGCUCGCCGGCCCUCGCCUGCAAGGACGGAGGCACCACGGCCAACACCGUCGCCCACGACCAAGAGAUUCUCACGGCGGCCCAGGUCGUCCGGGACAAGAUCUUCUACUCUGCUCUCCUCACGUCCGGUGCAGAGGUCAUCGUCUCCGUCGGAGGCAAGGCGCAGAAGGGCAACUGGACCUCGACCCCUGACGGCGGCAAGGGCGUCUACCACGGAAGCAUUCCCUUCCUGGGCACUGGCGACGUCGUCAUCACCAUGACCAAGUACGGAACCGAGAUCGCCAAGAUCGAUGGAAGAAAGAUCGCAGAUGAGUGCCCCAGCGGCAUGACUAACUGGAACGCAUGGACCGGCAGCACAAAUGCCCUCCAUGUCGACGAUCCAAGCCCUUCGCCCACCCAGACUGGCGGUGGUCCUCAGUCCACGGCCAGUGACAAUGGAUCUGGGGCAUCCAAUUUCUCGCAAAGCGGCUUGAUAUACGCUAUAGUUGCCCUCGCCAGCUUGGCUGUUGCAGGUAUAGUAUGA
Colletotrichum godetiae is the source of this 1470-nucleotide messenger RNA. Its product is annotated as family 71 glycosyl hydrolase. Gene Ontology annotation, molecular function: glucan endo-1,3-alpha-glucosidase activity. The record is from RefSeq and is a predicted model, not a curated record. The coding region runs from base 1 to 1470 and encodes 489 amino acids. NCBI's taxonomy places the organism in Eukaryota, Fungi, Ascomycota, Sordariomycetes, Glomerellales, Glomerellaceae. The transcript is spliced from 3 exons.